This is a messenger RNA of Branchiostoma belcheri (Belcher's lancelet), 1787 nucleotides long. RefSeq names its product tyrosine 3-monooxygenase-like. Gene Ontology annotation, molecular function: iron ion binding; tyrosine 3-monooxygenase activity. NCBI's taxonomy places the organism in Eukaryota, Metazoa, Chordata, Leptocardii, Amphioxiformes, Branchiostomatidae. The record is from RefSeq and is a predicted model, not a curated record. The transcript is spliced from 15 exons. Gene Ontology annotation, biological process: dopamine biosynthetic process from tyrosine. Gene Ontology annotation, cellular component: cytoplasm; axon; perikaryon. Bases 158 to 1672 code for a protein of 504 amino acids.
AUACAGGCCAGCCGGCCCUGCCAGCGAUGUAUCAAUCCGUACGCAAGCAGGAAAGCAACAAAGUGGCAGAAACGCCGUCGUAAUUUGUAGCAAUUUUUCUGCGGUUGUAGCAAUCGAGGAGAAGACUGAGGCAGUACAGGCAGAAGGCGCAACCAACAUGACAGAAGAGAAGGAGCAACAACCCAGAAGCUUCCGCAACCGCAUCGCGUCGGACUCGGCUGUGGAGUAUCAGUUUACAAACGGGUACCAUGGCCGUCGGCGAAGCCUCAUUGACGACGCACGCGCGGAGAAGGAGCUUUGCCGUGCCACAGGGCGGCGGCUGUCGAAUGCAUGGCGGCAGCUCAGUCUAUCCGAGGAUGACGAAGACCUGGAGGUGUUGGACAAUGUUGAGGACAACGACGUUCCCGUGAAGGCCGCCAUCGUCUUCUCACCGAACGACGGCUUCGACAGACUGCCCGCCAUCUUGGAUGCGUUCAAGAGAUAUCACGUGACGAUUCACCACAUCGAGUCCCGCCCUCCCCAAGAUGGCGGUGAUGACGUCAGCUUCCUGGUUCGAUGCGAGCGCGACCAGGGAAGGGGCAACAUCCCCGGCCUGGUCAUCUCACUCAAGAGAAGGGUCAAAAGUCUGCAGCUCUUCCACGAAAAUGGGGUCGACAUGGACGGUCCCUGGUUCCCGAAGGUAAUCUCGGACCUGGACAAGUGCCAUCAUCUGGUCACUAAGUUUGAACCUGAGCUGGAUGCAGAUCAUCCGGGUUUCUCGGACAAAGUGUACCUUGCUCGCAGAAAGAAAAUCGCGGAAGCUGCUUUCGAAUACAAACAUGGCCAGCCAUUGCCGGUAAUAGACUACACAGAAGAGGAAACAACAACUUGGGGGAUUGUCUACCAGUCCCUUACAUCUCUAUACCAAAGUCAUGCCUGCAAAGAGCACAUGGAGGGCCUCAAACUGCUAGAAAAGCAUUGCGGAUACAGUGCGGAUCUGGUUCCUCAGCUAGGGGCGGUGUCCAACUUUCUGAAAGAGAGAACAGGCUGGCAGCUGCGUCCCGUGGCAGGUCUUGUCUCUGCGCGAGACUUCCUUGCCAGUCUCGCUUUCCGCGUGUUCCAGUGUACCCAGUACCUGAGACAUGGCUCCUCGCCGCACCACUCUCCAGAACCAGAUUGCUGUCACGAACUCCUUGGCCAUGUGCCCAUGCUGUCAGACCCCAGUUUCGCACAGUUUUCACAGGAGAUAGGUUUGCUGUCUCUCGGUGCUUCUGACGAAGACAUAGAGAAACUUGCCACGUGCUACUGGUUCACGGUUGAGUUUGGUCUGUGCAGACAGGACAACAAGUUGAAGGCGUAUGGCGCUGGGCUUCUUUCUUCCUAUGGAGAGCUAGAGUAUGCCUUGUCUGGCAAACCGGAAAUCAAGGACUUUGAACCGGAAGUGACGGCAGUUGAACCAUACGAUGACGUCAACUACCAGACUGUCUACUUUGUCUCUGACACCUUCGACAGGGCCAAGGAACAGCUAAGAUCGUAUGCCUCAAAAAUACGGCGGCCAUUCGAAGUGACCUAUGACCCUUACACGCAGUCCGUCGAGGUUCUGGACUCUCGCGAGAAGUUACAGCGUCUGUCCGAGAAGAUAAAGGGUGACGUCAUCCUGCUGAACACUGCCAUGAAGAAAAUCAUCAACUAGACAAAACUGUAAAGCUGUAGCCACUACACUUAGGGUUCUCAUCAACUUAAUAUCCAGGCAAAUGCAUAUUGAAGGGACCACAAAAAGGGGUUUCAAUGGUCAUGUGGUUCUUUUG